CUUUGGUUAAUCAGUACGUAUGAAUAUUCCCUUUUAGUUUUAUGGAGUUUCUAUGAAUGUAUUUUGAAGAUGUGGUUUUAAGGAUUACAAAUUUCGAUAUACAUGAAAUUUAGGAUAUUUCAUAUUCAUUUUAAAAUAAUUUUCGUUUACUUUCGGAAAAAUAAACAUGUCAAGUUCUCGGGCACCAACUAAGAAACUGGCAGAAAAAUGGCGGAGACCAUCAGUGUCCGAUGACGUCAGUGUGUGUAAGAUAUGUAACAACGAUUUUGUAGAACCGCGCACCUUGCCGUGUAUGCAUUCAUUUUGUCAAGAGUGUCUUUUAGUUCUCUUGAAAAGCUACGAGCAACAGAAAAAGCUAGACCGCACGUUCUUCUGCCCGACCUGCAAUGUGCGUACCCCGUGCCACGUGCUAGGAAAGGUUACCGCUGAUUGGUUAAGAAUGUUUCCUAGGAAACACGUGCUUGACAAAUUGAAAGAAGCCAUAUUGGUUGUAGAAGAAAUGUGUCACCCUUGCUCUAAAUCAUGGAAGAUUACUCCGGCGAUAAAAUUCUGUACAGAAUGUCAGGAAUACAUGUGUAUGGCGUGCAAUGAGGACCAUAAGAGCAACAUACAGUACAAACAGCACAAAAUAGUCGACUAUGAGGUGAAAGAAAUGAAGAACACACCUGUAUCUAACAUUUCAAAGUUCCAGUGCAAACAACAUAAGUCUUUAAGAUAUACAUCAUUUUGUGAAAUACACCAAGAGUUCCUUUGCAACACAUGUAAGGAAGGUAUAGCCCAUCGUCAAUGUCGUAUAACACAUCGACUUAUUGAAGCAACAGGUAACAUAACUAAAGCCGAGACGAAACUUAACGUUCUUAAUUCUCUAAAACGCAACGAGCGAAAUAAAGGGAAGCAACUGUUGAAACUAAUAGAGCAAAUUGAUCAAAUUCAAGAUAAGCUAGAAAAGUGUCGUCUAAAACAAGUGGAAACAUACUGCAAUUAUGUAAUGCAGGCCAGUUUGACGGAACAAAAAACGGAAGCUGUUGACGCUCUGAAAGGCAAAGUCGAGUUUGUAAAGAUCCACCAAUCCCACGCUAUUGUCAAUAACACCAUCAAUAAUGUUGAAGAUAUCCUUAACAGUUAUACUCGUGCAUUUGCUGAUAUCGCUGAUGUUGAUGAUAAAGCUGUGAAAAUCGAAAUAACUAAAGGAAUUUCAGACAUUGAAAAGAUUCUGAGCAAACCAGCAUUCGAUGCAUUCGGUGCUAAAACUGACAUUGACACAUCUACAUCUGAAGUGCCAGAUAGAACAAAACAAGGUACUGCUACGAAAAAUACUUCAGUAAAUAUAACAAAGGAAGCUGCUAAAGGUGCUGAUAAUGUUUCCAAAAUAAAUGAUAAAGGGAAAGAAAAUUCCGAAGAGGAAGAAACGCUACACGUAUGCAAAAGACACGUAGAUGACACACUAGACGAAGAGACAUUUAUGAGACUAGGUGGCGCUUUACAGUCAGUAGGCGCUUUAUGUUACCGUAACAUGUCAUCUACCGCUUUUAGGGUUGGUUCUAAGUACGUGAUGACUGCUGCACAUACUGUUAGAGACAUUGUAGAUCCUGAUAGAUUAGGAAAGAUAGACUGGUCAAUUUUGGAGGGGCCCGGGGUAUAUUUAACAUUUACUUCCCCGACAUCGAGAAAUGAUUUGAAAAAGUAUCACCUAAACCAACUCGUUUCGUUCCUUGAUGACGAGCUGAAUGUAGCUAUUCUUGAGAUAGCCGAUAUCGACACUUUACCCCCUCCUCUGAUUCUUAGCAGGAAGGACAUAACUACUCUAAAUGUUCACGAGGUUGCAAUCAUUGGAUAUGGUCACAAAGGUACUCAUAGCAAACAUUUGGAUAUCAAAUGUCAACUGUUGGGACCCGAGUCUGACAGGGCUGUAAAGGCACUGAAAUGGUUGAAGUUAGAGGAGAGGAAACAUCGAUGUAACAUGUUGGUAAAACAACGAGAUCCACCACCCAUCAACUGGCAUUACGAUGAAAUAAAGGAAUCAUACAAUGUGGCUAUAGACUGCUGUAUGGAAUAUAGGGCACAGGGAGCCCCUGUCAUUACAAAUACUGGGCCAUCGGGAGCAGAAGUACUUGCGAUCGUAACGAGGAGUAUACCGGAAUGUUUUACUGACCUUCCUAAGAAAACGCAAGAACGCUGUCUGGCAUAUAGGUUUGAAACGGCUACAAAAAUGUCAAGUCUAUACGAGAGGCUAAAAAUAGAAACUCGCGUCCUUGCAGACGACAUCUUCAUAACAGAUAAAACAUUCUUUGAAUUAGGAAGUUUUGAUACAUUUUGUGUAUCUUCUGCUAACUUUGCAACAAGUACACCAAGACUCCCUCAAAUGGGAACACCAAAUGAUUCCGAUGUUGGAACACUGAGGUCGUCUGCUAGCAGUAAUUUUUGAUAACUUUUUUUUCAGAUAGAUUUUCGUUAAUUUACGAUGCUUUUAUAACAGAAAACUAAGCAUACAAGUACUUGGAACAAGAGAACGUCUUGGUAUAAAAUCAAUAAAUAAAUCCAUGUAAACCAGUUUAUUUGCGACAGAGAUAAGAUAAAAAAUAUUUGAUAAACUCUUUUUUUCAACUUCCUUAAACAAAACAAUGCUUUCCUUUUACUACUUUUUGCACAAAUGGAUAAUUUGAAUAUUCCGCAAUAACUGUUUAUUGAUUACGUAAUUUUGUUAACCAAGUAUUAAAGAAAUGUCGUAGUGAAUUUGUUAGUAAAGUGAUAUGGUGACUAUUUAAAGUGUUGGCUUGUACAUAUCUGAGUUUUCUUGAGCUCCUUGAACCAUUUAAUGCCAUGCAGAAUCGUCUAUUACAAUUUUGGUAUGGGUACUUGUCAACCUUUUCAUCAUUUAUUAAAUGUUUAGUGUUCGAAUAAAAAACAAUUUUACCUAAAAUAAACUUUUACCAUUAAGCAAAUAUAAAUCUAUAACGUAGAUGUGCAUUUUGAAACUUUAGAAAGAUUGAAGGUCAAGCUCGAAAUAAUCUUAACUGUUGUAAACAUAAUUCAAAUGAUAAACGAUCAUCUAAGAUGUUAUAAAAUCAUGUCGAAACUAAAUGAGCCGUGUCACGACAAAACCAACAUAAUGGGUUUGCGACCAGCAUGGAUCCAGACCAGCCUGCGCAUC
Molecule: messenger RNA, 3151 nt
Organism: Ruditapes philippinarum (Manila clam)
Lineage: Eukaryota; Metazoa; Mollusca; Bivalvia; Venerida; Veneridae
Exons: 8
Coding region: 167-2425 (752 amino acids)
Biological process (GO): positive regulation of DNA-templated transcription
Cellular component (GO): nucleoplasm; chromatin
Molecular function (GO): zinc ion binding; ubiquitin-protein transferase activity
Source: RefSeq, a predicted model, not a curated record